Cercocebus atys (sooty mangabey) is the source of this 1941-nucleotide messenger RNA. It is a transcript of the gene CCDC125, whose product is annotated as coiled-coil domain containing 125. The transcript is spliced from 12 exons. The record is from RefSeq and is a predicted model, not a curated record. Gene Ontology annotation, biological process: negative regulation of cell motility; negative regulation of Rho protein signal transduction. The coding region runs from base 90 to 1706 and encodes 538 amino acids. Gene Ontology annotation, cellular component: cytoplasm. NCBI's taxonomy places the organism in Eukaryota, Metazoa, Chordata, Mammalia, Primates, Cercopithecidae.
CGCGCGGCGGCAGCGGCGCACGCGCACGGAGAGGAGGCUCCUUGCCAGACAACCCGUUGUUUUCUUAUGAUAAAGACGGCAUUUGGCUCAUGAGCAAGGUGGCGAGGUCAUCAAGUGAGUCGGACGUGCAGCUCUGGGAAACAGAAGAGGAUGACAUGACAGAAGGUGAUUUAGGGUAUGGCCUCGGAAGGAAACCUGGUGGGAUUUGUGAAGUAGAAGUUUCACAUAGGUCUAGAAAAAGAUCAGAUGGAAAGAACUUUAGCCCUCCUCCAUUUCCGAGAAAGGGAGAAGAAAGAAGUGAAGCGAGUUUUCAGUAUUACAAGCAUAAGAGCCUGCAAGAUACAUUCCCUCAAGUGUCCAGAAUGUCCAAUUACAGACGACAAAGUAGCACUGAUUCGAAUUCAGAAUUGUCAAAUGAAGAAUUAAGGCAAUGUCUUCAUGAAACUUUAGAGGAGGUAGAAAUUUUAAAAACUGAACUUGAGGCAUCUCAAAGACAACUCAGAGGUAAAGAGGAAGCAUUGAAAAUUCUUCAAAGCAUGGCAAUACUUGGCAAAGCCACAAGUCAUACGCAGGCAGUGCUUCAAAAAACUAUGGAACAAAACAGAUCCUUGAAGAAGGAAAUAAAUGCGUUGCAGUGGGAAAUAGAAUUUGAUCAUAAUAGAUUUAAAAAUAUAGAGGAAUCUUGGAUCCAAAAAUAUGACAGGUUUUUUCCAAGAGGAAAUAGGAAUCCGACUUCAGUUGCAAAGUUAAGAUGCUUUUCCAUACACGGAAAUGACAUCAUCUCAUCUAUAUGUGAUGUUGGGGUAACUAGAUUGGAUACGGCUGGAGUUAGGCUUCAUAAUGAAUAUUUUCUCAUAUGGCCCUUCCUAGUUUUGAAUCAACAGUAUUUGGAGGCCCUUGCCAUGCUUGACGUCAAACAGCAGAAGAUGGCUCAGGAAAACAUGUGCUGUGAUAAAAGUGGCUUUGCAGAGGCUUCAGGUCUUGAGCUUGCAGUCCUCGGAGCCUGCCUUUGUCAUGGGCCCGGAGGGAACCCCUGUUCUUGUGCCAGAAUGGCAGCGUCCACUCGGAAACUGCUUCUUCAGCUCAAACAAGAGUUGGAACUUUUGCAGAAGAGUAAAGAAGAAGCUUACAUGAUGGCAGAUUCUUUCAGAAUUGCAUUUGAGCAACAAUUAAUGAGAAAAAAUGACCAGGCACUACAAUUGACACAAAUGGCUAAAAUGUGUAAAAAAGCAACAAAAUGGAUGAAUUGGAAGCACCUUAAAGAGGAUGGAUUUCCAUCACCAAGGAGUAAGAAGACCUUUGGGCAGAGACUCCUGGGUAUGCUCCCUUCAGAAAACAGUUCUAAGAGGAUGGAAGACCAGGACAGUCCUCAAGAGGUCCUUAAGAUGCUCAUAGAUUUGCUGAAUGAUAAAGAAGCAGCUUUGGCUCAUCAAAGAAAAGUUAGUUACAUGCUUGCUCGGGCACUGGAAGACAAGGACACUGCCUCAAAAGAGAAUAAAGAAAAAAAUCCUAUAAAAGAGAAUUUCCCUUUCAACAACCGCCGGCAUAAGACUUCAGAAUUCUCUGUUUUGGGUGAUCCUGUACAUUCAAGUGUCCACAUUUCAAAUUCUGUGGGCUGCAUUUGUUCAAUCCAGCACUCUCAAAUAGAUGCAAACUAUAGAACUCUUAAAAGAUCCCAUUCUUUGCCAUCAAAUAUCAUAUUUUAAAGACAAGCCAGUUGAAAUUGGAACUGAGAGUUGUUUAUAUCAAGAGACUUUGAAAAAUGAUUUUGUAAAUUUUGCUGCAUCUUGAGAAGUUGUAUGUUUCCUAGGUAUUUCUAAAUUUUAGGAGGUCGCUUAAAUAUUUUCUACAUUUUCUUUUUCUUCUUUUGAGAUGGAGUCUCGCUCUGUCGCCCAGGCUGGAGUGCAGUGGCGUGACUCGGUUCAUUGCAACUUCUGCAUC